Molecule: messenger RNA, 1870 nt
Organism: Schistosoma bovis
Lineage: Eukaryota; Metazoa; Platyhelminthes; Trematoda; Strigeidida; Schistosomatidae
Source: the annotation of a GenBank genome assembly
UAUGCAUAGAACAGUUUGGUUUAUUUCCCUUAGUUAUCAUUGUGAUGGAAGAAAGGACUAUUAAUCUUCAUUUAAUACUACUAAUUACUUAUAUAACAAUCAAUUUAGUAACAUUAGGAAAUACGCAAAUGUCCAUGAGUGAUUCAUUGAUGGAGACGAUUGACAGAGCACAAAACGAAGCAAUGAAUGUAACUAGCAGAGAAGAAAGUUCGUCCGGUAGUGGGAGAAAUGAUAUGAAAUUGAUUCAAAGCGAUGGCAAUUAUUAUAAGAAGAGACAAUCAAACAAGGCAGGUGGUAAACGCUAUGAAGGUCUUUUCUAUUCUCGUGGUUAUUCAAUAUUUGGUGAUAUUGAUUCAGAAACAACUACAUUUCAGUAUGGUGGUAAAAUCACAAAAUAUGGUAAACGUAGUCGAAAAUAUUCCGACAGAGAUACAAUUGGAAGUUCGGAUCGAUAUUCUAGUUCAUAUAUUAAAGAUGACUUCAAGAUUCGAGCUAAAUCAAAGAAAAAAUAUGCAAAAGAUUAUAAUGGAAUGUCUGAAAUGACAGGGAGGGAUAUGCAAAUCUCUGGUAUUCGGAAUAAUAAUGAAAAUAAAGGAAGAACAGAAACUAAUAAAGAUUCACAAUCGAGAGAAUCGCGAAACAGAACUGAAGACACGAGAAACUUUAAUAUGCAUUAGUAGUUACAAAUGCAGUAAAUCACCAGAUGUGAUAAAUAUGUUUUAUUCCAUAUAGAAUCAAAUUUAUUUAUGUAUAAAAUAAUGUCGACCACUAUUUUGAUAAUUGUAAAACAACAUAUGUAUCAGAAAACAUUUGAAGUAAUAUUAUCAAUAGUUCUUCCAAAACGUGAAAAGAAUUUUACGUUUGUUGCGCUAUUUUCUUACCAUAAAUAGCAGUUCGUGUCUAGCUAGAAGGUACUUUGUAUACUGGGGGAGCGUGCAGAGUAGAGCGAAUGGGAGGAGCUGGUAAAGAGACGACCAAAAGAAAAUGUGAGCCAACGAUGUAGCAAGCGCACAAAAUCCACUUACAAUUGGUAGGAAAAACAUUCGACGAAAACCAACAAUAAAAUAAGCCAAUAAUAUUGUUUUAAAUUAGAGCAUCACCAGAAUUUACUGAAGAACAUAAACGGCUAGGGGUGAAAAAUGACAAACGAAUACAGAAUGUGAAAACACUAAUCAAAUCGUUUAUUGAGUCGUAUCGGACCAAGAAAUGAACAGGGGUGUCAGGAAUUUCUUCUGAACUGAAACUAGGUCUGUAGGUUCGGAUCCACAUAGUUUCCGAGAUGUGCAUUAGACGGGAUCGAACGCCAUUGGGAAAUGACUAACGUUUACGAUAAAUUAUUCGAAAUGAUUCACCUUUCUUUAUCGUAUGCUCACCGAAUAUGUGAAUAUUCAUAGAUAUUAGAGUAAAGACUGAUGACUAUCUGAGUGAAAACAAUAUUGUUCGCUUAUGCGUUGUUCGAAGAACAGAAGCCUUAGACUGAGACCAUCGGGAAAUUGAAACUAGAAGCGGAUAGUUGAAACAACCAUACAAUAUGAUCUUCGAAACGCUAAUACACAUUUUCGGUUUGAUGAAACAAACAUGAAUAGAACUAAUUUACACAGAUGGAGAGCUCUCAAAACUUUUAAGGAAUAUAACGUAAGAUAUUUCAGCAUUUUUAUUUACUUCAUGUCACCUCAGACUCAAUAUUGCAACUGUAAAAUCGAGGGAAGUCUAGGACAACGUUAGGAGGACCUGGAGAUUUUCAAGUCACUUUUCUUCUAUCGAGUAUAGAAUUUGUACGAUUUUAAGUAUUUCCUAUCAAAUAGUGAUAAGAUCUGUUAGUGGUGGUUUUGAGAGGCACUUGAGUUUUCCAUUAUCUGUUUUCCUAUCU